CCGGUUCGACGGCGCUUCCUCCUCUAGCCUGGGCGAAAAGGCACCGGCGCUCCGAGGCGCAGCUCUGCUUCCUCCUCACGUCUUCCCCGCCCUGUGCCUGGGGGCAAAGGGUGUGGCGGAGAGAGGCGCGGACGGGCGUGCCGAGAAGACGGAAAACGACGGGGCCCGAGGCAGGACUGGGCAUGCCCUUUCUUUCCCCCUCUAGCCGGAGCAGUUGCCGGGGCGUCCGAGGGGUGCCUGGCACUCUGCGAUUCUUCCCUCCCCUUGCGGGUGCCCUUUCGGCCGGCUGCGCGCCGUCGAGCCCCAGCCAGCGACGCCAGGCCGGAGGAUGAGCGGCUGCAACCCGGACAAAGAGGACGAGCAGCGCGGCUCCACCGGCUGCAAAAUGGAGCUUCUCUCCGAGGAGGAAGUGGCCGUCGCCGAGCUAGACUGGGAAGCGGCCAAGGCUGCCUACGAAAGCCUCGCCUCCACUAAAAGACCCCGGCCCCCCAAACCCCAAAACGCCAUCACCAUCGCUGUUUCCUCCCGGGCUCUCUUCGAUAUGGUGGAAGAGAGGAAAAUCUACGAGGAGCAAGGCGUGGAAAAGUAUGUGGAGUAUCAGCAGGCAAACGAGAACGUCACCCUGAAGCCCGGCCCAGCUUUUGCCUUGGUGAAGGCAGUUGAGCUGGUGAACGCCCGACUCCGUGAGCUGUAUCCAGACGAUGAAGAGCUCUUUGAUAUUGUGCUUAUGACUAAUAACCAUGCUCAAGUCGGUGUCAGACUUAUCAACAGCAUUAACCAUUACGGCCUGCUAAUUGAAAGGUUCUGUAUGACUGGAGGGAAGUCUCCCAUCGGGUACCUAAAAGCGUACCUUACGAAUCUGUACCUUUCUGCUGACUCUGAAAAAGUUCAAGAAGCCAUAGAAGAAGGAAUUGCUGCAGCCACAUUGUUCACUGGGAAUAAGAACGUCCCUUACGAUGACAAGCAACUCCGAGUAGCCUUUGAUGGAGACGCUGUUCUGUUUUCUGACGAGUCUGAAAUAAUUGUGAAAGAACAUGGCCUGGAUAGGUUUUUUGAGCACGAGAAACUAAAUGAGAAUAAGCCUCUGGCACAGGGUCCUUUGAAAGGUUUCCUGGAAGACCUUGGACGAGUCCAGAAGAAGUUCUACGCGAAGAACGAACGGCUAGAUUCGCCAAUCAGAACGUAUCUGGUGACUGCCAGAAGUGCCGCCAGUUCUGGGGCCAGAGUGCUGAAGACUCUCCGCAGCUGGGGAGUGCAGAUCGAUGAAGCCCUCUUCCUCGCAGGGGCACCUAAGGGACCAGUCCUGGCCAAAAUCAGACCUCAUAUUUUCUUUGAUGAUCAGAUGUUUCACAUAGAGGGAGCACGGCAGCUGGGUACGAUUGCUGCGCACGUGCCAUAUGGCAUUGGGCAGAAGUACCACAAGUCCAAGCUGAAAGACAGCCCUGCCAAAAAUUAAAGUUGCUUUUUUUUAGCUUAGCCUUGAAUGCGGUGUUGAGUCUGAAAUUUCCAUUCUUGGACUUUUAUCAAGGUUUAUAUUUAAGUGUGACCUCCAGUUUCCUGAUCUAUUUUUAGAGGAGAUAUAUAUUUUUACUAUAAAUAUAUAUUUUGGGGAAAGUUGAAAUACUUGCAUAUACACUCCUUAAACGGAUUGGGUUUUAGUCGACCUUUCUAACUUGGGCUCUUUGGCUAUUGGGAAAUAUUACCAUUGUAAUACUUAAAUCA
Lacerta agilis (Sand lizard) is the source of this 1722-nucleotide messenger RNA. RefSeq names its product cytosolic 5'-nucleotidase 1B-like. Gene Ontology annotation, molecular function: 5'-nucleotidase activity; magnesium ion binding; nucleotide binding. The transcript is spliced from 6 exons. Lineage: Eukaryota; Metazoa; Chordata; Lepidosauria; Squamata; Lacertidae. Gene Ontology annotation, cellular component: cytoplasm; cytosol. The coding region runs from base 329 to 1456 and encodes 375 amino acids. Gene Ontology annotation, biological process: nucleotide metabolic process; adenosine metabolic process. The record is from RefSeq and is a predicted model, not a curated record.